Molecule: messenger RNA, 1558 nt
Organism: Limulus polyphemus (Atlantic horseshoe crab)
Lineage: Eukaryota; Metazoa; Arthropoda; Merostomata; Xiphosura; Limulidae
Product: zinc finger protein 830-like
Exons: 8
Coding region: 139-933 (264 amino acids)
Biological process (GO): mitotic DNA damage checkpoint signaling; nuclear DNA replication; mitotic DNA replication checkpoint signaling
Cellular component (GO): spliceosomal complex; nucleus
Molecular function (GO): zinc ion binding; nucleic acid binding
Source: RefSeq, a predicted model, not a curated record
AAUUAUUUGUAUUUUAUAUUUGAAAACAUAGAUGUAUACACAUGCUGACAAUAUUUGUUACACUGAACUAAUUUUUCCACCAUCUAGAAAACUUUUGAAAAUAAACCUCCAUAAAAGUUUAAUUAUAUCUCAAGACAGAUGGAUUUAAAGAAACUGGAAAUCUUAAAAAGAAAAAAACAUGGGGAGUCAACAAAAUCGUAUGUCAAAACUGGAGAUAAAAGAAACUGGACAGACUCAUUCAAAACCUCAGAAAUGUAUGAAAAGCAGAAGCUCAGUAGAUAUGAUGAUAAUUCAAGGCCUGUUGCAACAGACAUAGGUCAGACUAGUAGCCUUCUUAGUGAAUAUGUAUUGUUUGAUGAUGAGGAAGACUUAACUACAGAGGUUUCAAAUUACACCACUGAAACAGAAACAAGUGAAAACACACCUUUACCUGCCUCCGUUGAUCAGAAAACAGACUUAAAGAAGACAUUGGAUAUGAAGGAAUCGAAAGAUUUAUUGGGUACUUUAAAUAGUGAGGAAAAGAAAGACUCUCCCAAAAUAUCAGUUUCUGAGCCAAAAAUCACCAUAGCAGAAGCAUUACCAGAAGGGUUUUUUGAUGACCCAAUUAUGGAUGCCAAGGUAAGGAAAGUGGAGUACAAAGAUCCUAUGGAAGAAGAAUGGGAGAAGUUUCAAAAGACUAUUGCUGCAGAAACAAAUGUAUCGCAGGCUAUUAUAGAAGAAGAUUUAGAGGAGAGUAAAGUUGAAAGAGAGAUUGAUGAGAUUGAUGAACAAAUUUAUAACUGGGAAAGGGUAGAGAAGUUACAAAAGAAAAAAGAAGAAAUACUAAGAAAUGAGCAUAGUAAAGAAGACAACUCUGAUGACAACAGUAGUGUAGAUGAGCAUGAAUUUGAUGAGUUCUUGGACUGGCGGUCAAAAGGAGUGUGGAAACUAUAAAAUUUGUAUAAAGAUAAAAUUAUUGAAAAAGUUGAAUUUAUGGAUUUACAAGGAAGAAAUCAUAAAAUGUGCCUCGAUCAGAGGAAAUAUAAUAUUGUGUUCCUGAACACUAAAAUAUCACUAAGAUGCUGUUUGAGAAUGCUAAAUUUUCAUUCUUAAAUUUCAUUAAUUAAUUUCAUGACUGUAGUGAUCAUAAUCUUUGUAGCAUUUUGUUUUGAAGAAGAAGGAUUAAUACUGCUUUUGACCAUCUUCUAUACAUGUAAUUUACUUUAUAAAUUUCAUAAGUUCUUCACUUUACAUUUUCAUAAGAAUUUAAAAAACAAAGAUUAGAAUGUCUCACAUACCUUUGGCAACUCUGUACAAUUUCUGCUCAGGCAUUGCUUUAAACAUAUAUUGUACUUUAUAUUGCUAUAAAUCAUACAUUCACAAUACCAUUAUCAUAUGGAACAGUAGUUUGUAUGUAUUGUAGACAUUCUCUGUUAUGCCCACUUAAUACAUAUUAAACAACUGUUGACUUUACAAUAAACUGCUUAGUUAACCAUAAAACUACAAACUAAAUUAUGGUUAUAUUAGUGUAAUUUCUUUUACUUUUCAAUCACAAAAUAAAAAAUAAGUUGAAGCAUAA